GGCAUGGAGGUAGUGUUGCUAUGGGGAAGUUUGGUUUGAGGGGUGGAACAAGAAGAACCGAUCCGUGUGUGUGUGUGUGUGUGUGUGUGUGUGUUUGUGUGUUUGUUUGUAUGAGUGUCCUAACAUGUCUUGUGACUGUGUAAGUGUAAGUUUAGGGACAGGAGGGAGAGGCAGCAUAUGAUUUUCCAGUCCUUGAAGAUGUGUGUGUGUGUGUGUGUGUGUGUGUGAGUGUGUGUGUGUGUGUGUGUAUAAGUGUGCUGGAGAGAGGGGUGGAGGGGGUGGGGUUGAAAGAGGGCGUCCCUCUCGUGGUCCCUCCCCAGCCCUGCCCCUUUCACAUGGAGGAGUAUCCCGUAGCAGGUCCCAAAACUGGAAACUCAUUCAGUCCCUGAAUGGAGUGUCUUUAACGUGAGAGUGGAGGACUUAACUUUUCAGCACGAAAAAAAUAUGAGAGCCACGCGUCCGGUCCUGGUCGGUGCCUUCCUGGCCCUGCUGCUCUGCCUCCCCAGUCCAGGUCAUGGAGAAUCCUACUUCGGGGACAGCCACUGCAGUUUACAAGCCUUCCAAGAUGUCACCACCUUCCACCUGUCACUGCAGAUCAAGACGAGUCGGCGAAGUGGGCUGCUGUUACUGGCUGCAGGAAUGGAGGACUACCUGUUUCUUGAGCUCCAAAACGGGAAAGUACAGGCACGAAUGAACAUGGGGGCCGGUGAGGUGACACUGUCCUCGUCCCAAGGAGUGCAGCUGAACAACCUUCUGGAUCACAAAAUCGCACUCACACUGCGCGAUGGCAAACUCACCAUGACGAUUGAUGAGCUCUUCCCAACAUAUGUUCCUGUGGAUAACGACAACGAACAGCUUAAUAUCGACAUGGGCAUUUGGCUCGGAGGAACCGGAGACCUUGACGCUCCCUACAUCGCCAAUGCCAUUCCCCCCUUCCGCGGCUGUAUGACUGAAGUCAAAUUUGAGUCCCACCAGUUUGAUAUUCUCAGCACGGCGUUUAAACAAUGCCGCGACACAAAGGAAUCCUGCAGCAGUGAGUUUGAGGCUGGUGAUGGGGAGGCAACUAGUUUCAGCACCCCUGAUUCCUUUGUGUCCUUCCCUACAUGGAGCGGGGCUAGUGGUGCUCCAAGGGUCUUAGAAAUCCUAAUGAAAACCACCAUUGAGGACGCGUUACUUGUUUUCCACCCUGGCCGAGAGUCAGACUUUAUUGCUAUUGGUCUUGUGAAAGGCUAUCUCAAAGGCAUGCUGGACCUCGGCGGUGGCUUGGAGGUACUGGAGAAUACCCAGGUGCAGAUGGAUGAUGAUCAGUGGCAUAGAGUUAGGGUUCAAGUCAGUCAGGACUCUUUUGUCAUGAAUGUAGAUAGCCAGUCUUCCUCCCUUCCUCUUGACUCAUCACAAACAUUGGACUUGGUUGGAAACUUGUAUCUUGGAGGCAUACAGGGCAAAAUGAAGGCCGUCUUUCAAGAGAGCGGGUCCUUAAGUCGUGUAGAAGAGGAAAUGACAGCAGAAUCCUUCAUUGGUUGUUUGGGGGAAAUCAAAGUAAAUCAGAAAGAUAGAAGCCUGCAGGAUGCUUUGGUGACCAAAGAUGUUCACGUUAAAUGUGAAGGAGAGGAAUACGACUACUCAAGUUACUACGACGCAGACGCAACUACGUCUCCGCCUGUUCGCAUCAGAUUUGUUAAUAUGGGCACCAACAACCAGCAUUGCUACCCAACAGAGGAUACGCCAGAGAUAUUCAAAAAUGUCACAAACCUUCUCGAUGUCACCCCUUUGCUUGUGCCUGAAGGUGGGGAAGCUUUAGUUUUUAUCAACCACCUAAAUCCUACAUUUGACCUCAGUGCUGUAGGAAUGCGUCAAUCUCAGAUCAUCUUUACUAUCCAGAAUGAUCCCUGGUAUGGCUUUCUUGACAUAAACACGAAUACAAAACGCACUCAAAAGUUCACUCUUCUUGAUGUCAUCAACAAGAAAAUUAAAUAUAUGCAUGAUGGAAAUGAGAGGCACACAGAUCAAGUCCAGCUGCAGGUGGUUGCUGAAAGUAACGGCUACCUUCCAGAAUGUUUAAAGACUCCUCAGGAGUACAUCCUCCCAGUUGAGAUUCUUCCCGUCAAUGACAUACCACAACUUGGUGGAGGAGAAAUCACCAUCACGGAAAACGGCAGAACUCGUUUGAGUCCCGUCCUUAUCAAAAUCACAGAUUCUGACACCCGCUGUGAUGAAUUAAUAGUAACUGUGACCUCAGAGCCAUCCAUGGAAGUUGGUUACUUGGAAAAUGGCCGGCAGCCAGGAAGGAGCAUUUCAGAGUUCACCUGCAGGGAAUUAAAAGAUGGAAAUAUCUAUUUCGUACAUCGAGGGGGUAGAGCUGCUGGAAUUACUUUGGAAGUGUCUGAUGGACAGUCAGUAAGCCAUUCAACUACCUUUCAGUUAUCUGUGACACAGCCACAUAUGACUAUUGUCACCAACACUGGCCUUCUCUUGUCCCAAGGAAGCAACGCUUCCAUAAGUAGUCAAAGUCUGGCCAUCAUCGCUCAUCCUCGUAAUGGAGAUAUUAUGUAUAACAUUACACAACCGUUGAUAUUUGGAGAACUACAGAUAAAGACAAGUGAGGGAAUGUACAAGCAGGUUACAACUUUCAAUCAAUUUGAUCUGGAUCAAGACCACCUGAGUUAUGUCAGCACAGACUCGACUGACCAGGAAGAUAUUGUGACCGAGCGGAUUCAAUUCAACGUCCACCUGGGGCAGUUCUCCCUCUGGAACCACACCUUCUUGGUCAAGAUCAUCCCUGCACAAGUGAAAGUUUCUACCCUGGUUCCCUUAGAGAUGGAGGCGGAUGAAGAGCAAACAAUCGGACUCACAGAGCUUCAAGCCGAAGUAAAAGGGAAAAACCCAGAUCCGCAAACUAUAAAAUACAUCCUUGUCAAGCCUCCGACACUCGGUAGUCUCCGGUUGUCAGACAGAGAGUUGAAUGAGGGGGACAUCUUCACACAGAAGGACAUUUUGGACAGUACUAUUAGCUAUAGUGUGCGUGUGCAAAGAUCUCUGGAUGGUAUAGACCAGUUCCAGUUCAGAGUCCAGGCUGAUGAUCAGUACUCCCCUCUAUACACCUUUCCAAUUACCAUCCUCGCCAAUGCCAAUGCUCCUGUUUUGACCAUUGAGAGGCUGGUUGUCUUGCAGGGUGGUGAAAAUACUCUGAACAAAAACUAUCUUUGGAUACAUUCUCCAGGUUCUACAGAUUUUAUGUACCGUGUCACAGAGGGGCCAAAGCAUGGGCGACUGAUGAGGGACUCCCCACUCGGGCAGCCUAGAUUUGAGGGGGCGAUAAGAGUGUUCAGCAACGAAGACCUCCAGUUCGAAAGGCUUAUUUACAAGCAUGACGGCUCUAAGACAAGCAGUGACGAGUUCCGUUUUUCAGCGUCAGAUCAAGGAGCGGAAAAUGCCGACGAGGGAACAGUGUUUGGAGUCUUCAGAAUAUCCAUCCAAUCCAAGAACGAGCAUGCUCCUGUGAGGGUCGUGGACAAAGUCUUCAACAUAGUCCGCCACGGUCAGCGUCUGCUAACCACCGAUGUCAUCCAGUUUAAAGAUGACGACUCAGAUUUCAACGACACCCAAAUUGUCUACGCUCGCGAGGGAAUCCUCUCGGGCAACAUCGUCUCAACAUCUAAUCCCUCGCAGCCCCUGUUCCGUUUCACACAAGCCGACCUGCGAGACAUGAACAUCCUCUUCAUUCACCACGGAGCCGACCGGGAGCGAUUCUCCCUGCAGGUGUCGGACGGCUUCCACAAGACCACCGCACUGCUUGAGAUACAGGCAGGCGAGCCCUACCUCCAAGUCGUAAACAACACAAUGAUUGUCAUCGACUAUGGAAGCACCAAGACCCUGAACACCACCCUGCUGAGCGCCGACUCCAACAUGGACAUCAGAGACGACAGUGAGAUCAAGUUCCAGGUCACGUCGCCGCCCAACGACGGCAGGAUUAUUGUGAGCGGGAUUGAGGCUGCGGAGUUCACCCAGGAGGACCUGAAAAAAGGCGUUGUCUCUUAUGAGCAUGAUUAUGAAAGCCUUAGAUCCAAGGACACCUUCGGCUUCAGCGUCCAAGCAAGAGGACAUUCUGAAGAAGGCACAUUCAGGAUUAAAAUAUUCAAGCAAGGUUACCUCUCGGAGCCCGAGGUGAUAACCAAUGAGGUCAUCAUUUCCUAUGAGGGAGAGCACACUAUAAUCACCCAGGAUUAUCUCAAGGUGGAUCAAGCCGAUAUUCUUUCCACAGAAAUGGUGUUCGCCGUCAAAGAGCCUCCUCGCCUCGGCCACGUGGUCAAGCUGACGAACAGCUCGGACGGCACGGCCUCGCCCGUCCUCGACUACAUUCACUCCUUCACUCAAGAGGACAUUGAUCAGGGACGCAUUCUCUAUGUGUCUGCAUCCAUCCAGGGCAAUGACGCCUUCACAGUCGAUGUCAGCAACGGUUUUACCACAGUGGAGGACCUGCACGUCUCUGUGAACAUCGUGCCCCGGCUCAUCCCCGUCCAGACCUUCAACUUCACGGUGAAGGAAGGUUUCAGCAGGGCGAUCGACGCAGAGAUCGUGAACAUCUCGCAUCCCUUUUACACCUCGGCGAACAUCGACUUUGUUGUGGAGGAGGCGCCGCAGCACGGCGAGAUCCGUUACCUGGACGGAGACGAAGUGACUUACUUUACAUGGGAGGAGCUGAAACUCGGACACGUCUACUACAUGCAUGACAGCACCGAGAGCGAGGAGGACAGUUUCACACUCUCCGCCUCGGCUUAUGAGAUCGAGCGCCGCAGCCUCCCCGUCACCAUCUCGGUGACCGUCACGCCCGUCAAUGACGAGCCGCCGAAACUGACACGUAACACCGGACUGGAGGUUCUCGCUGGAGAGGAAGCUGACAUCACCUCCAGCAUGCUGAACACCGACGACGACGACACCCUCGCGGAGGAACUGGUUUACCACGUCGAGGCGCCGACCGGCGGCACGGUGGCGUUGAAGGAGGCGCCCGAAGAGGCCAUCUUGAAUUUCACACAGGCUCACAUAAACAACGGCGAGGUCAUCUUCAUUCACGAGGGCGAGGAGUCUGGGGGUUUCAGCUUCACAGUGACAGACGGCGAGCACACAUCCCCUCUCUACCAAUUUGUCGUCACGGCCAGGCCUCUCACCAUCACCAUGGUAACGCAGGAGGAGCUCAUGGUAUUUCCAGGAACGAGGCAGUCUAUCACGAGUGCCAAUCUGGGGGCUGUGACCAAUGAGGACGGCAAUGAGAUAAGCUACUCUCUCCUCCGCCCACCUCGUUUGGGAAGACUGAUACUGGCCAACGACAGGAACCAGGAUGAGGAAAUUACUCGCUUCUCACAAACACAGCUGGAGUCGGGGGCGGUCUACUACGAGCACCAGAUACCCGAGGAGCCUUUUUGGGUGGUGAGGGACUCCGUAGAGCUGACUCUGUCCUCCCAACCAGCUCCCGAUGUCCGUCACAUCCUGCCCAUCACCGUCUCUUACGGCGCUGCUCACAGCAACGUCUCCUCACAGCUGUGGAAGAACAAAGGUUUGGAAAUUGUGCAAGGCCAGAGGAAAAUCCUGGAUGAGUCCAUUCUUGAUGCCUCCAAUCUUCUGGCUAGCUUAGCUGAGGUUGAGCGUAGCGAUGUGGAUGUGGUUUUUGAGAUCAGGCGUUUCCCGGACCACGGUCGCAUCACCCUGGGUGGUCAGGACCUGCCCCGUAAUGCCCCAUCUUUCAUGCAAGAGGAUGUUACCCAAGGAAUGCUGGAGUAUCUCCAUGAUGACUCUGGGGCUCCCUCCGACAGCUUUUCUUUCAGAGCCCGUCUAAAGUCUGAGGGUCGGGCUUUGCCCCAACCCUCCAAAGCCGUGGUCCUGGAGGAGAUAUUUAACAUCGCAAUCAAGCGGCGCGGCUCUGACUCCCCCGAACUUGUCACCAUAGACAUGCUCUUGGAGGUCCUUCAGGGCUCCAUGACCCUUUUGACUCAGAAGCAUCUGAACACUCAAGACGAGGACAGUCCGCCAGACGAGGUGCACUUCAAAGUGACCAAAGCGCCCAGCAACGGCCGGCUGGUGGACUCCCUCACAAUGGAGCCCAUCGCUGGGUUCACGCAGGAGAUGGUCAAUCGUGGGCAGGUGGGCUUCUUCAGCGAUGGCAGCCUUGCCGAUGGCUUUAUAGAAUUCAUUGUGUCAGAUGGAGAACAUCAAACCGAGCCGCACACGCUCCACGUCGGCAUCCUUGCUCGCACCUUGUUUCUCGACAAAGCCCCUGAGAUCAAGGUGAAGCAAGGUGAUGAUGAGACCCUGGUGACUGAGGAGAUGUUGAGAGCCACUACCGGGGGCCCGGUUGAGGAGGACAUCCUCUACAAGAUUACAAGUGUGCCUAAGUAUGCAGCUGUCAUGGUGGAUCGGCAGCCCACAUCCGCCUUCACUCAGAAGCAGAUCAAAGAAGGCCGAGUCAGUGUCCGCUUUGUUAAGUCCACUUCACCUCGAGACAGUGUCGCCUUUGUAGCCCGUAGCAGGGCCGCCAAUGUCUCCUCAGUCCUCAACAUCACAGUCCAGCCUCUGGCCAACAUCGCUCAGGAUCCUCUCUUACCCCAAGGUGCUCUCGUCCAAUUGGACCGGAAGCUUCUGGAUGCGACACCCCUGGCAAACAAAACCAGAACCUCCCCCACGUUCACUGUCAUCCAACAGCCCCGCGGGGCUCGCUUUGUGAGGUCUGGAGGUCCUGGUGCGGGUCAGCCGGUGGACACAUUCAGCCAGAAGGAGCUGGAUGAGGGCCGUGUUGCUAUGGAGAUCCUGAAUAGCCCCUCUGGGUCCCGAGGUAGUGUCAGUCAGGACGAGGCCCGCUUCCUGCUCAAAGCCCAUGGGGUCCCUCCAGCAGAAUGUGUGCUUUCCUUCCAGACAGGCCCCUACAACGAAUCUGGGGUCUACCCUGCCACUCUGUUGAGGAUUCCCUCAGAAGCCCCAUCAAAGGACAGUAAUGAACUCCCUGGCGCUGGGUCCCCUCGGUCCACUUCGGCUAGCCCCCGCUGGAGGGGCAACAUUGACUGGCCCCACGGAGAUGCCCCCACAACAACAUCUCCCGACUCUAGCUCCAACGGGAAACCACACGUUUCCAGACGCAGCAACUUCUGGUCCAUUCUCAUUCCGAUCCUGGUGACCCUCCUCCUCUUGCUGCUGGCGGCCAUCUUGGCCUACUACCUGAUCCGUAAAAACAAGACGGGCAAGCACGACGUCCAGACCGCAGCGUCCAAGCCUAAAAACGGAGAGGUGGCCAGCGCCGAAACCUUUCGCAAAACCGACCCAGCCAAUAACAUCCCCAUGUCCAAUAUGGACGCCAAAGACGCAGACCCGGAGUUGUUGCAGCACUGUCGGACAACGAACCCGGCCUUGAAAAAGAACCAGUACUGGGUCUGAGACACUUUGAAAUAAGACACAGAGGGAGGUGAUCCUUAAGUGUUUGGAAGUCUCCUCAAAUCAUUCCUCUCAGUAUUAAAGACCUCUUGCCUCACCAGUUCAAAUGAAAAUUAUGUUUUGACACAAUUUGUUAUUUACUUAUCUCAACAUAACUGUGGACAAAUUCUCAGGCAAUGAAACACUGAAUACUUAUUGGCAAAGAAAGGCACUUGCGUUUCUAAGGAGGCUCAGGCCAUGUCUAUUUAUUUUAGUUUUAUCAUUCCUCUUUGUCAAAGGGCACACAUAAAGACAUAAACAUGCCAUGUGUUUGCAAAAAGUAUUGUGGGUGUGCUCUGUCAUUGUAUUCCAUAUGAUAUCAUAGGCCAAUAUUAUUCAUUUCAGUGGAUAGGUGAUAUAAAGUCGUUGUGAUGUUUCGAAGUUAGUUUUUGAUUCAUCGGGAGAGUUGAUAAGUCUUGUACAUAGACGAUGAGGUAUGCUGUAUUAUCGAGAAGUUGAAAAACUGCCUCUUUGUAUUUUCUCUUUUAUUUUUCAAUAUUUUUAAGGUACCGUUGUGUUGUGUUUUUGUUUCUCAGGGCUAAAUUCAGUUUUAAAGGAAUAGUGCAACAUCUUGGAAAAUACGUAAAUUCACUUCCUUUUCGUUCACGAACUUACUGCAGAUUAGAAGAUUGAUUCCACUCCAAUGUUUGUCUGUUACACACAAAGUUACAGCGAGGAGACGUUAAUUUAGCUCAAAUCCAAGGGGGAAACAUUUAGGCUGCGGCUCGGACAGUACGCGUCAAAGUCGUAGUUUCGUAGUUAUGGCGGGAGCAAAUGAGGAAGUCAGGUCAUGUCGUAUGAAAAGCAACCAACUCCGCAUGGGAAAGAAAAAUGGAUGGGUCAAACGAACCCCCAGGACCCUGUUUACUUUAACGGGUUUACCCACACAAGGCAAAGUAUUAUGGAAGUAAAAGUUUAUUUUGUAUUUCUUUAUUUUUAUUGAACGCUCUUAAGCUGGCUACUUGAUUACUAAGAGGGAAUUGUUUGUUUCCAUUGUACUUUUGUUUGCCUAAAAACUAUAACCACGUUGUGGAAACCGGAAGUUUAUUUUGAAAGGGACAAUGAGAGGAAGUUGACGUGCUGAAAACUGGCGCUUAGCGACGUAACCUAGCGCGUCGUAGUUUAACGCGAAGGUCACCGAUGAAACGUGUCCGCAAUAGACGAGUUGGGAGCGAGAAGGUGUUGCAAAAGUUUUUAUGGCGGGAGGUGCAGUGACUUCUUGAACCUAGCUAGCUGAAACAAGCUAGCUCAAACAAGCUAGCUGCCUUUCUGCUCUCCUAAGCUCGCCGUCUCUUGGCCGCGGCUUCAUAUUUAACAGACAGGAUACGACAGCGCCAUCUUUCCUCUCCGUUAACUCCCAGCGAGAGAGUGAAUAACCCCAAAAGUGUCAAACUAUUACUUUUAACGUCGUCGCGCGAUAACAUUUCAGUAGCUUUGCUUGGAAAGAGGAGCAGUUAAUACAACAAACAACAAAAAAAACUAUUUUAAAAUGAAAAACUUGAAUUUAGCUCGGAGUUAUGUCGUCCUCCGUCAUAGGUUAUUAUUUCUGCACGCUUCCAGAGUGCUUGUAAAUAUCCACUGGACUUAAAACUACACCGUACACAGCUUGCAGACCACAGGCAGGAGGUUAUUCUGGUGGCGUUGGGUCUUUUAACACGUCCGUGUUGGCUGACGGGCCAAGUGAGGUCAGGCGAGGUCACCUCACACUGGGAUGUUUCCAGUUUCCAAGUCUGCAAUUAAGAAUUUAUACAAGCUGGUUGGUGCUGGGACGAGGAUAAUGAAUAAAAUGCUCCACCGUUUAGGUACAUUUUUUUAUUUUAAGUAUUCCAUGUGUAAGCUAAUAUACAAACUGUCAUAUAUUGAAAUUAUUUUUAAUUUUUUUUUUUUUACUUUUUAGACUUAGUUUUGUAUGUUGAAACUAAGAAGCGUUUUACUGUAAAUCGGUCUCCUUUCGUUUCUGUCUGUACGUCUUUAUCGUCACUCUGACCUGAGACGGUUAUCUGGUGGAUGGAUGUUGAAUGAAGUACUUCAAGUGAAGUAGAAAGUGUACAGUGAGAAAAUCAGAUUUUUUUGGGGGAUUCACUAAAGAAAAGAAAGACUUUUCUUAAAGGUGUUUGACUAUUUGCUGUACAUUUCUUUUCUCAAACUGUAUACCGAUGACACCUUACUCGUUGUUAGUCAUAUGCUGAUACAAUAGUUUAUUUGCAGUAUUCAUCGUCUAUUGAAUUUGUGUUUUUGUAGUUUCGAGAGCAGGAAAUGUGAGAUUUUAACAGACUGCACAGAGCUCAGGAAGUGAUGUGUUUUUAGGGGGUUGUGUAUUUACAGUGACAUCUUUUACAGAUAGCUUGAAGUAAAAGUAUUGGUUUCUCCUUCGGGAUAUCACAUCCACUUCUUGACAGUUUUAUGUGUACAUAUUUUUUUUUUGGAGUACAACUUUUGGGC
This is a messenger RNA of Cyclopterus lumpus (lumpfish), 9897 nucleotides long. It is a transcript of the gene cspg4, whose product is annotated as chondroitin sulfate proteoglycan 4. The coding region runs from base 445 to 7419 and encodes 2324 amino acids. The transcript is spliced from 11 exons. Lineage: Eukaryota; Metazoa; Chordata; Actinopteri; Perciformes; Cyclopteridae. The record is from RefSeq and is a predicted model, not a curated record.